AUGAUCUUCGCAAAACGCAUAGCUGUCCUCCUACUCACUGCAGUACUUCUGAUACUGUAUUUUAGAGCGCGAACCCAAGACUACCACUCCACACUACAAAGACUUUCACAAAGAGUUGGCCUCGGAGACCUGGCCGAUGAUGAGGAAGAGGAUUUUCAGGAACAGCUGAACAGGCAGAAAGGACCAUUUACAAACAACAAUUAUGUUACACACAACAGCUCAGAGUCUUCCUAUCCUACUGGGACCUUGAAGCCAGCAGGAGAGCCAUAUACUCGCGCUCUGGUCAUUGGUCGUUUGUCCAGCGAAAACACAACCUGGCUCGAUUCCUACCUCCCUAGCGAUGCCUAUCUCGUACCCUACUUGUAUAUCGUCGAUGACCAUACUGCAGCCCUGCAUACUCCAAUAAACAAAGGUCACGAAGCCAUGGUCUACCUGACCUACAUCCUGGACCACUACGAUUCACCCUCCCUGCCAGAUAUCAGCAUCUUCAUGCAUCCCCACCAGCUAGCCUGGCAUACCCCCGAGCUCCUCAAUCACGAUGCCGCGGAAACCCUCAAAAGGCUGAGUUCAGCAAGAGUGACGAGAGAAGGAUACAUGAACCUACGUUGUCACUGGGAUCCUGGCUGUCCAGAACGACUCCAUCCCGGUACAAGCUACCGAGACAACUUGAAGAGAGAGGAAAUAGCCAUCGCACAUGCCUGGGCCGAGAUGUUUCCAGGUGAACCCGUCCCUGACUCGAUAGGCGCACCCUGCUGUGCACAAUUUGCCGUGUCUCGAGAACGGAUACGUGCCAUCCCCAAAGCUAGUUACGAGAGGUACAGAGACUGGCUCCUCCGAACCGAGGAGACAGAUUGGAUCAGUGGCCGUGUAUUUGAGUAUUUGUGGCACAAAAUCUUCACAAAUCAAGCGACCCUUUGUCCUGACGCAAGGGCCUGCUACUGCGAUGGCUACGGCAUCUGCUUUCAGACUCCCGACCUCUUCGAGACAUGGUUUGACAACCACCAUCACUGGAGACGUGCGACUAAAGAGCUGGAACAAUGGGAAGAAAGAGCUACUGUUGUUAAUAGCGUCGGCAAUUGGAAGAAGGUCGAGCAAAUGAAACUUGAUAUUCCUGUGCCAGGAAGGAAUAUCGAGCUGAAACAGGAAAUUGACGAGCGGUUUCGGUUACUUGUGCACUUGAGGACUGAGGCGCUGAAGAAUGGGACUGAUCCGCAGAUACGUGCUGCUGUUGCUGGAAGACCUUGGGAAGUUGGAAAUGGGUAUUGA
Molecule: messenger RNA, 1266 nt
Organism: Lithohypha guttulata
Lineage: Eukaryota; Fungi; Ascomycota; Eurotiomycetes; Chaetothyriales; Trichomeriaceae
Exons: 1
Coding region: 1-1266 (421 amino acids)
Source: RefSeq, a predicted model, not a curated record